ACUGUGAGUUGUUUGUGUUUGUGACUGGGAUCAAAUCCAAAUCAAUAUGAAAAAUGUCUGAAAUUUAGCGUUUUGGAUGUAAAAUUAUUAUUGGGAUACAAAAAAUCAAGUACAAUCACAUGGAAGUAAAACAAGAAAUUAGCGAGGAAACCUGUAAAGUAGAAAUCGAGUGUAAUGAAUUGGGUGAUGCUCUUUGGGAUAACUUUAAAUGUGAAAUUCAGGAGGAAUCUAGUAGGCAAAAUAUACUUGACACAUGUGAUUAUUUAGACUUUAAAAAAUGUCCCGUAAAUACUGAAAUAGAACAACAUGGAAAUAACAUUAACCCACUUGAAGAAAACCAAAAAACUGAAAAAGGUUCUCUACAAGACAAACACAAAAUGGAAAUUACGGAGACCCUAAUUAAUGAUUCAGCAUACAAAGGAAAUUAUAUGAGUCAACACUCCGAACAAAGAACAUUAAAUAAAAAUAUGAAAGUUGCGACUGGACAAAGACCUUACAAAUGCGAAAUUUGUUUUAAACAGUUUUCUCAAAAAUGUUAUUUGAAAAGACAUUUGCCAGUGCACACUGGAGAAAAAUCUUACAAGUGUGAAAUUUGUUUUAAGCAGUUUUCUCAUGCAAAUUCUUUGAAACGACAUUUCAGAGUGCACACUGGAGAAAAAUCUUUCGAGUGUGAAAUUUGUUUUAAGCAGUUUUCUCGGAGGUGUCAUUUGAAAUCACAUUUGAGAGUGCACACUGGAGAAAAAUCUUAUAAGUGUUAUAAGUGUGAAAUUUGUUUUAAGCAAUUUUCUCAUGCAAAUUCUUUGAAACUACAUUUCAGAGUGCACACCGGAGAAAAAUCUUAUAAGUGUGAAAUUUGUUUUAAGCAAUUUAGUUACGCAAGUAGUUUGAAAAAACAUUUGAGAGUCCACACUGGGGAAAAAUGUUACAAGUGUGAAAUUUGUUUUAAGCAGUUUUCUCUGGCAGAUACUUUGAAAAUACAUUUGAGGAUGCACACUGGAGAAAAACCUUACAAGUGUGAAAUUUGUUUUAAGCAGUUUUCUCAGAGGUCUCAUUUGAAAUUACAUUUGAGAGUGCACACUGGAGAAAAAUCUUUCAAGUGUGAAAUUUGUUUUAAGCAAUUUAGUUACGCAAGUAGUUUGAAAAAACAUUUGAGAGUCCACACUGGGGAAAAAUGUUACAAGUGUGAAAUUUGUUUUAAGCAAUUUAGUAGAGCAAGUAAUUUGAAAACACAUUUGAGAGUGCACACUGGAGAAAAAUCUUACAAGUGUGAAAUUUGUUUUAAGCAGUUUUCUCUGGAGUGUCGUUUGAAAUCACAUUUGAGAGUGCACAGUGGAGAAAAAUGUUACAAGUGUGAAAUUUGUUUUAAGCAAUUUAGUAGAGCAAGUAAUUUGAAAACACAUUUGCCAGUGCACACUGGAGAAAAAUCUUACAAGUGUGAAAUUUGUUUUAAACAAUUUAGUCAAGUAGGUAAUUUGAAAACACAUUUGAGAGUGCACACUGGAGAAAAAUCUUAUAAGUGUGAAAUUUGUUUUAAGCAGUUUUUUCAUGCAAAUUCUUUGAAACGCCAUUUCAGAUUGCACACUGGAGAAAAAUCUUACGAGUGUGAAAUUUGUUUUAAGCAGUUUUCUCAGAGGUAUCAUUUGAAAUCACAUUUGAGAGUGCACACUGGAGAAAAAUCUUAUAAGUGUUAUAAGUGUGAAAUUUGUUUUAAGCAGUUUUCUCAUGCAAAUUCUUUGAAACUACAUUUCAGAGUGCACACCGGAGAAAAAUCUUAUAAGUGUGAAAUUUGUUUUAAGCAGUUUUCUCUGGCAGAUACUUUGAAAAUACAUUUGAGGAUGCACACUGGAGAAAAACCUUACAAGUGUGAAAUAUGUUUUAAGCAGUUUUCUCAGGGGUGUCAUGUGAAAUCACAUUUGAGAGUGCACACUGGAGAAAAAUCUUUUAAGUGUGAAAUUUGUUUUAAGCAAUUUAGUUACGCAAGUAAUUUGAAAAAACAUUUGAGAGUCCACACUGGGGAAAAAUCUUACAAGUGUGAAAUUUGUUUUAAGCAAUUUAGUCAAUCAAAUAAUUUGAAAACACAUUUGAGAGUGCACACUGGAGGAGUGUGAAAUUUGCUUUAAGCUGUUUUCUCACAAAAAGAUAUUUGAAAGUGCACAGUGAAGAAAAACAAAUGCGAUAUUUGCGUUCAGCAGUUUUAUAAUAUUUUUAAUGAUUAUUAUUAUGUAAUAAUUAUUAAAUAAUUUGACUUAACAUAUGAUUCAAAACAACAUACAAGAUGCAAGCCAAUUCUUAAUUCUUGCAGUUUCCAAUUUACUUCAGUCAAAUCUUUAGUAUAAUUGGCCAUUAGAGACGGCACAGAAAGAAAAGGAAAUUUGGUUGUUUGAGUAGUACCUAUUAUAUAAAUCAAAAUUAACUUUUCUGAGUGUUUGUGGCAGAUAGAUUUCAGAACUUUCAAUCUAAGAAGCGCAGUCAAGUGGGAGGCUAUUUUGUAAUAUAAUAUAAUGUCAAAUUAUGAUAGAUACAUGUAUAAACUAUGUAUUCAUCAUCUUUUCCUUUUAUUGUUAUGAUUGUCGUUUUGUGAAUUAAAACACUUAUUCUUUGUUUG
Diabrotica balteata is the source of this 2605-nucleotide messenger RNA. The record is from the annotation of a GenBank genome assembly. NCBI's taxonomy places the organism in Eukaryota, Metazoa, Arthropoda, Insecta, Coleoptera, Chrysomelidae.